Peromyscus maniculatus bairdii (prairie deer mouse) is the source of this 961-nucleotide messenger RNA. RefSeq names its product glutathione S-transferase theta-2. Lineage: Eukaryota; Metazoa; Chordata; Mammalia; Rodentia; Cricetidae. The record is from RefSeq and is a predicted model, not a curated record. Gene Ontology annotation, molecular function: glutathione transferase activity. Gene Ontology annotation, biological process: glutathione metabolic process. Gene Ontology annotation, cellular component: cytoplasm.
AGUCCUCCUCUCUGUGCCAAGUCCUCCAGAGCAGCGCCCUCCAAAGAUCAACAGGCGUCAACUGUGCAGGACGGGAAAGCUCAAGCGUGACCAAGAGGCUGGACUGUGGACCCCUAUUAGUGGAAUCGCCUGCACUUGCCAGCGCUGGCUUACGCAGUCCAUCCCGUACCAUCUGUGCAGCUGCCGCCAUGGGCUUGGAGAUCUACCUCGACCCGCUGUCGCAGCCCAGCCGCGCCAUCUACAUCUUCGCCAAGAAGAACGGCAUUCCCUUCCAGAUGCACACCGUGCAUAUUCUCAAAGGCCAGAACUUGAGCGAGCAAUUCUCCCAGGUGAACUGCUUGCGGAAACUUCCUGUCCUCAAAGACGGAAACUUCGUGUUGACCGAAAGCUCAGCCAUCCUGAUUUACCUGAGUUCCAAGUACCAGGUGGCAGACCACUGGUACCCAGCUGACCUGCAGGCCCGUGCCCGAGUCCAUGAGUACCUAGGCUGGCAUGCUGAUAACAUCCGUGGCACUUUUGGAGUGCUCCUGUGGACCAAGGUGUUGGGGCCACUCAUUGGGAUCCAGGUUCCAGAGGAGAAGGUGGAACGGAACAGAAAGAGCAUUGUCGCGGCUCUGCAGCGUCUGGAGGAAAAGUUCCUUGGGGACAAGCCUUUCCUUGUUGGCCAGCAGGUGACACUGGCUGAUCUCAUGUGUCUGGAGGAGCUGAUACAGCCGGUGGCUCUUGGCUAUAAUCUAUUUGAGGGACGGCCGCAACUAACAGCAUGGCGAGAUCGGGUGGAGGCAUUCUUGGGCGCCGAUCUGUGUCAGGAGGCCCAUAGCUCCAUCCUGAGCAUCCUGGAACAGGCAGCCAAAAAAACACUACCAGUGCCCCCUCCAGAGGCCCACGCCGGCAUGCAGCUUCGAAUUGCUAGGAUUCCCUGAGUGGUCUGACUAGCAGUAAAGUUUCAUGUUAUUUCUUG